UUUCCCUUCGCUUUCCGGACCGGGCCAAGGCUCAGUGGUGGGGAGGUGGCCUCAGGAGCCUGAGCCAUGGGGACCCGAGCCACCGGAGCUGCGGGCCCUGGGGCACCCCUGGGGUUGGCCCUGCAGCUGCUGCUGCUGCUGGGGCCCCGGCUGUCGGCCGGCGGCCCCGGGACUCCGCCGCUCUUCAACGUCAGUCUGGACGCGGCCCCGGAGCUACGCUGGCUGCCGAUGCUGCAGCACUACGACCCGGACUUCGUGCGCUCCGCCGUGGCGGAGGUCAUCAGCAACAGGGUUCCCCAGUGGGUCCUCGAGAUGAUCGGAGAGGUGGUGUCCAAGGUGGAGAGCAUCCUGCCCCAGCCCUUCACUGACGAGAUCCGUGGCAUAAGCAACUUCUUCAACGUCAGCCUGGCCGAGGGUAUCUUGGUCAACCUGGCCUAUGAGGCCUCCGCAUUCUGCACCAGUAUUGUGGCUCAAGACUCCCAAGGCCACAUUUACCAUGGCCGGAACCUGGACUACCCUUUUGGAAAUGCCUUGCGAAAGCUGACGGCGGACGUGCAGUUCCUAAAGAAUGGGCAGAUUGCCUUCACGGGGACCACUUUUGUUGGCUAUGUCGGACUGUGGACAGGUCAGAGUCCACACAAGUUUACAGUUUCUGGCGAUGAACGAGAUAGAGGCUGGUGGUGGGAGAAUGCCAUCGCCGCGAUCUCUCUGGGACACUCUCCGGUCAGCUGGCUUAUCCGCAAAACCCUGAGUGACUCAGAGAACUUUGAGGAGGCUGUUUACACUCUGGCCAAGAAGCCCCUCAUUGCUGAUGUUUACUACAUCGUUGGGGGUACCGCGCCCCGGGAGGGGGUAGUCAUCACCAGGAACAGAGGUGGCCCAGCGGACAUUUGGCCUCUUGACCCUUUGAAUGGAGCGUGGUUCCGGGUUGAGACAAAUUACGAUCAUUGGAAGCCUGUACCCAAGAGGGAUGAUCGAAGAACACCAGCCAUCAAAGCCCUAAAUGCCACAGGGCAAGCACACCUCAGCCUGGAGGCCCUUUUCCAGGUUUUAUCUGUGGUUCCUGUUUAUAACAACUACACCAUCUAUACGACAGUGAUGAGUGCUGCCCAGCCCGACAAGUACAUGACCAGGAUCCGCAACCCAAGCUAAAGGUAAUUACUUUCUAAGAGCUGCAUUUGAAAGACUAGAACAGAGAGAAAGCGUCGCACUGAUUUGUGAGGAUGUGGCUUCCUCCUCAUGCUGCUUUUCUCCCUGCGGCUGUGAGGGGAUCUCUCAGCGCCUGUCUGGAGCAGUGGGGAGUCGCCCCUUGUCUUGCAGCCUCCCCACUUCCUGGUCCCCGUGAUCUUCAUUAACAACCCGUCCUGGCAGGAACAACCCCAGUAACUGGUGUCAGAGGUCAGGGUGUAUCUGGCUGGUCUCAGUUUCCCGUGAUGCUGUGUUCCCACUUCCGCCUUUCUGCUGAAGAAGUGGGGGGGGGGGGGCAGCUGCCGUCACGUGGGGGCCUGGGGACAAGCCCAGGAAAAGUUUCUCCUCAGGCUGGGGUGCAGCUCAUGGCAGAGUUUGCCCAACAAGGCGAAGCCCUGAGUUCCAUCCAGAGCACCACAGAAUAAAGAAAUAAAUCAAAGUUUUCUCUGAAAAAUGGAGAACUGUAAUUUGAGUAGAAUUUGUUUAAAGGUAUGUUAGUCUUUCCUAUUUCCACAUAGUGACACUUUUACUUUUUAUAAACUUCUAGUGUGUUUUUUAAAAAUGUGGACAUUAUUUUAAAAAAAAAAACAAACCUACUUUCUUACUACUUUUGAAAAUGAUAUGAAACCAAAUAACUUCCUGUCAUUGUUUAUUGUUUGUUAAUAAAAUGUCAAAAGGUCUUGUCAGGAAGAAUAAAACUUGCAGGACAUGGA
Molecule: messenger RNA, 1901 nt
Organism: Peromyscus maniculatus bairdii (prairie deer mouse)
Lineage: Eukaryota; Metazoa; Chordata; Mammalia; Rodentia; Cricetidae
Source: RefSeq, a predicted model, not a curated record